Antechinus flavipes (yellow-footed antechinus) is the source of this 6567-nucleotide messenger RNA. It is a transcript of the gene NRXN2, whose product is annotated as neurexin 2. The transcript is spliced from 22 exons. NCBI's taxonomy places the organism in Eukaryota, Metazoa, Chordata, Mammalia, Dasyuromorphia, Dasyuridae. The record is from RefSeq and is a predicted model, not a curated record. Bases 201 to 5018 code for a protein of 1605 amino acids.
CGGCCAGCAGCGGCGAGCUCAGCUUCAGCCUGCGCACCAACGCCACGCGCGCCCUGCUGCUCUACCUGGACGACGGCGGCAACUGCGACUUCCUGGAGCUGCUGCUGGUGGACGGGCGCCUGCGCCUGCGCUUCGCGCUGUCCUGCGCCGAGCCCGCCACGCUGCACCUGGACACGCCGGUGGCCGACGACCGCUGGCACAUGGUGCUGCUGACGCGGGACGCGCGGCGCACCGCCCUGGCCGUGGACGGCGAGGCCCGCGCGGCCGAGGUGCGCUCCAAGCGGCGCCACAUGGAGGUGGCCAGCGACCUGUUCGUGGGCGGCGUCCCGCCCGACGUGCGGCUGUCGGCGCUCACGCUCAGCACCGUCAAGUACGAGCCGCCCUUCCGCGGGCUCCUGGCCAACCUGAAGCUGGGGGAGCGGCCGCCCGCCCUGCUGAGCAGCCAGGGCCUCCGCGGGGGAGCCGCCGACCCGCUCUGCGCGGCCCGCAACCCGUGCGCCAACGGCGGCCUGUGCACCGUGCUGGGCCCGGGCGAGGUGGGCUGCGACUGCAGCCACACGGGCUUCGGCGGCAAGUUCUGCAGCGAAGAGGAGCAGCCCAUGGAAGGUCCGGCUCACCUGACGUUAAACAGUGAAGUAGGGUCCUUACUGUUCUCCGAGGGGGGGGCCGGUCGAGGAGGAGCCAGUGAUGUGCACCAGCCAACAAAAGGGAAGGAGGAGUUUGUGGCGACCUUCAAGGGGAACGAGUUCUUCUGCUACGACCUGUCUCACAACCCGAUCCAGAGCAGCACGGACGAGAUCACGCUGGCCUUCCGCACCCUGCAGCGCAACGGCCUCAUGCUGCACACGGGCAAGUCGGCCGACUACGUCAACCUGUCCCUCAAGUCCGGCGCCGUCUGGCUCGUCAUCAACUUGGGAUCCGGCGCCUUCGAGGCCCUGGUGGAGCCCGUCAACGGCAAGUUCAACGACAACGCCUGGCACGACGUCCGGGUCACCCGAAACCUGCGCCAGCACGCAGGGAUUGGACACGCUAUGGUAAACAAACUGCAUUACCUGGUGACCAUCUCAGUGGACGGCAUCCUGACCACCACCGGCUACACCCAGGAGGAUUACACCAUGCUGGGCUCGGACGACUUCUUCUACAUCGGGGGCAGCCCCAACACGGCAGACUUGCCGGGCUCCCCGGUCAGCAACAACUUCAUGGGAUGUCUGAAGGAUGUGGUCUAUAAGAACAACGACUUUAAGCUGGAGCUGUCCAGGCUGGCCCGGGAAGGGGACCCCAAGAUGAAGCUUCAGGGCGAUCUGUCUUUCCGCUGCGAGGACGUGGCCGCCCUGGACCCCGUGACCUUCGAGAGCCCCGAGGCCUUCGUGGCCCUGCCCCGCUGGAGCGCCAAGCGCACGGGCUCGGUGAGCCUGGACUUCCGCACCACGGAGCCCAACGGGCUGCUCCUCUUCAGCCAGGGCCGGCGGGCGGGAGGCGGGCAAGGGGGCCACGGGGCGGCCCGGGCCGACUACUUCGCCAUGGAGCUGUUGGACGGCUACCUCUACCUGCUCCUGGACAUGGGCUCCGGGGGCAUCAAGCUUCGGGCGUCCAACCGGAAGGUCAAUGACGGGGAAUGGUGCCACGUGGACUUCCAGAGGGACGGGCGCAAAGGUUCCAUCUCAGUGAACAGCAGAAGCACCCCCUUUCUGGCCAGCGGGGAGAGUGAGAUCCUGGACUUGGAGAGUGAGUUGUACUUGGGCGGGCUCCCCGAGGGGGGGCGGGCGGACCUGCCCCUGCCCCCCGAAGUCUGGACGGCGGCGCUCCGGGCGGGAUACGUGGGCUGCGUUCGGGACCUCUUCAUCGACGGGCGCAGCCGUGACCUGAGGAGUUUGGCUGAAGCCCAAGGGGCCGUGGGGGUCGCCCCCUUCUGUUCGCGAGAGACGCUGAAGCAGUGUGGGACGGCCCCCUGCCGAAAUGGGGGGGUCUGCCGAGAAGGCUGGAACCGAUUUGUCUGUGACUGUGUGGGGACAGGCUUCCUGGGCCGGGUCUGUGAGCGAGAGGCCACAGUCCUGAGCUACGACGGCUCCAUGUACAUGAAGAUCAUGCUGCCCACGGCCAUGCACACGGAGGCCGAGGACGUGUCCUUGCGCUUCAUGUCCCAGCGCGCCUACGGCCUCAUGAUGGCCACCACCUCCAAGGAGUCCGCAGACACGCUGCGCCUGGAACUGGAUGGGGGGCAGAUGAAGCUCACCGUCAACCUUGACUGCCUGCGCGUCGGCUGCGCACCCAGUAAAGGCCCGGAGACUCUCUUUGCCGGACACAAGCUCAAUGACAACGAGUGGCACACGGUCCGCGUGGUGCGGCGUGGCAAGAGUCUGCAGCUGUCUGUGGACAACGUGACCGUGGAGGGGCAGAUGGCCGGCGCCCACACGAGGCUGGAGUUCCACAACAUCGAGACGGGCAUCAUGACCGAGCGGCGCUUCAUCUCCGUGGUGCCCUCCAACUUCAUCGGGCACCUGAGCGGGCUGCUGUUCAACGGGCAGCCUUACAUGGACCAGUGCAAAGACGGCGACAUCACCUACUGUGAGCUCAACGCCCGCUUCGGCCUGCGGGCCAUCGUGGCCGACCCCGUCACCUUUAAGAGUCGAGCCAGUUACCUGGCGCUCGCCACGCUCCAAGCCUACGCCUCCAUGCAUCUCUUUUUUCAAUUCAAGACCACGGCUCCCGACGGACUCCUCCUCUUCAACUCGGGCAACGGCAACGACUUCAUCGUUAUCGAGCUGGUCAAGGGGUACAUCCACUAUGUGUUUGAUCUGGGAAACGGCCCAUCUCUGAUGAAGGGGAACUCGGACAAGCCCGUCAAUGACAACCAGUGGCAUAAUGUGGUGGUAUCAAGGGACCCGGGCAACGUGCACACACUCAAGAUUGACUCGCGCACAGUCACACAGCACUCCAAUGGCGCCCGGAACCUGGACCUCAAAGGAGAGCUGUACAUUGGUGGUCUGAGCAAGAACAUGUUCAACAACCUGCCGAAGCUGGUGGCCUCCCGGGACGGCUUUCAGGGCUGCCUGGCCUCGGUGGACCUCAACGGCCGCCUCCCGGACCUCAUCGCCGACGCCCUGCACCGCAUCGGGCAGGUGGAGAGGGGCUGUGACGGCCCCAGCACCACCUGCACCGAGGACUCCUGCGCCAACCAGGGCGUCUGCUUGCAGCAGUGGGACGGCUUCACCUGCGACUGCACCAUGACCUCCUACGGGGGCCCCAUCUGCAACGACCCCGGGACCACCUACAUCUUUGGGAAGGGCGGGGCGCUCAUCACCUACACGUGGCCCCCCAAUGACCGGCCCAGCACGAGGAUGGACCGCCUGGCCGUGGGCUUCAGCACCCACCAGCGCAGCGCCGUGCUGGUGCGGGUGGACAGCGCCUCUGGCCUCGGAGACUAUUUGCAGUUGCACAUCGACCAGGGCACCGUGGGGGUGAUCUUUAACGUGGGUACUGACGACAUCGCCAUCGAUGAGCCCAACGCCAUCGUGAGCGACGGCAAGUACCACGUGGUGCGCUUCACCCGGAGCGGGGGCAACGCCACCCUGCAAGUGGACAGCUGGCCAGUGAACGAGCGCUACCCAGCAGGAAACUUUGAUAACGAACGGCUGGCGAUUGCUAGACAGAGAAUCCCCUACCGGCUUGGUCGAGUAGUAGAUGAGUGGCUGCUCGACAAAGGCCGUCAGCUGACCAUCUUCAACAGCCAGGCUGCCAUCAAGAUUGGGGGCCGGGACCAGGGCCGCCCCUUCCAGGGCCAGGUGUCCGGCCUCUACUACAAUGGGCUCAAGGUGCUGGCCCUGGCCGCCGAGAGCGACCCCAACGUACGGACCGAGGGCCACCUGCGCCUGGUGGGGGAGGGGCCGUCCGUGCUGCUGAGCGCGGAGACCACGGCCACCACCCUGCUGGCCGACAUGGCCACCACCAUCAUGGAGACCACCACCACCAUGGCCACCACCACCACGCGGAGGGGCCGCUCCCCCACCCUUCGGGACAGCACCACCCAGAACACAGAUGACCUCCUGGUAGCAUCGGCAGAGUGUCCGAGCGAUGAUGAGGACCUGGAGGAGUGUGAGCCUAGUACUGGAGGCGAGUUAAUUUUGCCCAUUAUUACGGAGGACUCCCUAGACCCCCCUCCUGUGGCCACCCGCUCCCCCUUCGUGCCCCCGCCCCCGACUUUCUACCCCUUCCUCACGGGCAUGGGGGCCACCCAAGACACCCUGCCCCCGCCCGGGGCCCGGCGACCUCCCGCCGGGCCGCCCCCGUGCCAGGGCGGGGAGCAGGACGACAGCGACUGCGAGGAGCCCAUCGAGGCCUCGGGCUUCGCCUCGGGGGAGGUCUUUGACUCCAGUCUGCCCCCCACGGACGACGAAGACUUUUACACCACUUUCCCCCUGGUCACGGACCGUACCACCCUCCUGUCCCCCCGCAAGCCUCCUCCCCCCCGGCCCAACCUCAGGACAGACGGGGCCACGGGCGCGCCGGGGGUCCUGCUCGCCCCCUCCGCCCUGCCCCCCAACCUGCCGGCGGGCAAAAUGAACCACCGCGACCCGCUGCAGCCGCUGCUGGAGAACCCGCCGGUGGCGGCGGCCGGGGGCCCCGGGGCGCCCACCGCCUUCGAGCCGCGCCGGCCGCCCCCCGCCCCGGCCCCGGGCGUGACGGCGGCCCCCGGCUUCCCCCGUGUGCCCACAGCCAACCCCACGGGCCCCGGGGAGCGGGGCCCGCCCGGCGCCGUCGAGGUGAUCCGCGAGUCCAGCAGCACCACGGGCAUGGUGGUGGGCAUCGUGGCGGCCGCGGCGCUGUGCAUCCUCAUCCUCCUCUACGCCAUGUACAAGUACCGCAACCGCGACGAGGGCUCGUACCAGGUGGACCAGAGCCGCAACUACAUCAGCAACUCGGCGCAGAGCAACGGCGCCGUGGUCAAGGAGAAGGCCCCGGCCGCGCCCAAGGCGCCCGGCAAGGCCAAGAAGAACAAGGACAAGGAGUACUACGUGUGAGCGGCCCCGCCGCCGGACUUCUCGCGCCCAGAGGCGCCGCAAAGAGGCAAGAGGAAGAGAACGCGGGAACAGGAUCGCCCCUCCUCGCCUUCCCUCCCGGCCGCCCGGCGGCCUCCCUCCCCCGGCCCAGGGAGCCGGCGAGGGCCGCUCGGAGCUCCCACUCCCACCCGGCCCUGGAUUGAUUUAUUUUUUUAAAGGGGGGGUGAUUUUAUUUAGGGGGGGCGUGGGGGCGGGAAGGCAGGCAGGGGUUUUGUAAAGUGUUCGCUUCUCGUCCGGUUCCUUUCCUCGAUUCCCCUUCUUUCCUUCUCUCCCUAAUCCCUUCCUUUCCUUCCUUCUCCUCCCUUUCUUUCUUUCUCCCUCCCUCUCUCCCUUCCCUGCCUCUCUUCCUUCCUUCCUAUCUCCCUUCCCUCUCUUCCAUCUUUCCUUGUCUUUCUCCCUUCCUAACUAGCUCCCUUCCUACUUUCCUUCUUCCCUUCCCUCUCACCCUCCCUUCCCUCUCUUCUUUCUUUCUUUCUUUCCUUCCUUCUCUUCCUUACUCCCUUCCUACCUCUCCCUUUCCCUUUUUCCUUUUUUCCUACCUUCCCUCAGUCCCUUUUUUCUUUUCUCCCUUCCCUCUCUUACUUUCUUUUCUUCCUCUCUCCUUCCCUCACUUCCUUCCUCUCUUGUUCCCUCUCUUCCUACCUCUCUUGCUCUCUCUCUUCCUACUUUCUUUCCUUCUCUCUCUCCCUUCCUUCCUCUCUCCUUCCCUUACUUUCUUCCUCUCUCGUUCCCUCUCUUCCUCCUUUCUUUCCGUCCUUCCCUCUCCCUCGGCCUUCCUUUCUCCAUCUCUUUCUCCUUUCUCUCCCCCCCCCCCAUUUCACUGGCUGUGCCUCUUCCUCCCUUUGUCUCUUUCUGCUCCUCCCUUUUCCUGCCCUCUCCCUUUUCUCGUGUUUUCCUUCCUUCCCUGCCCUCCUCUCCCCUCCCCCUCCAUGUUUCGGUUUGUGGGAGCAGCAGCAGCUGGCAGUAUCACGUGGGAAGGGUUGGGCUUCGAUGGGGUUUGGGUCACGAAGGGGGGAAGGUGGGCACAGUGUGUUGGGGUGAGUCCUUAGGGCCAGGGCUCCGGGCAGAGAGGGGAGGCUUAGCCCCAGAGGCCAGGCUCCCUAGACAGACUGGUGCCCUGCCCUGCCCUGCCCGCCUCGGGGAGGACCUGGAGGUCUCUUGACAAGUUGAGUUUUCGGGCGACGUGCAUUCGGGAUCUGGCAGAGAAGAGCAUCUGUGCGUGUGUCGGGUUGGGGGGCGGGGGGCGGGCGGGGUGGGGGGAAAGGAAAAUGCAGAUAUAUAUUAAAGACAAUUAUCUAGAUAUCAAUAACCUGUGGCAUCCCGGGCGAGAGGGAGCCGGGAGGAACGGCCCCACGGACUUGCUGGGGGGACAGUUCUCUGCCGAAGGGGCUCCCGUCCCCCAUUGUUAUUUUUUCUUUCUCUCUCUUUGUUAACAAAUGUGUCUGAGUCUUGGAAAACACCCCAAUUCCGGAAAUGUGUGGGAGAAACAAAAGAAACUUUCCAAACUCCA